Corticium candelabrum is the source of this 534-nucleotide messenger RNA. RefSeq lists its product as uncharacterized. Gene Ontology annotation, molecular function: nucleic acid binding. Bases 1 to 534 code for a protein of 177 amino acids. The transcript has a single exon. Gene Ontology annotation, biological process: DNA integration. Lineage: Eukaryota; Metazoa; Porifera; Homoscleromorpha; Homosclerophorida; Plakinidae. The record is from RefSeq and is a predicted model, not a curated record.
AUGACACAGGUGCAGGGAUUGAUUAUGCUAGGGAAUCAGGUUGGCAUUUUUCGGAUUCUGCGCAAAGAGAUAUUGGCCAAGGCUCAGGAGGGUCAUAUUGCUAAAACCAAUGCUCGUUUGCGUGAGACAAUGUGUUGGCCAGGCAUGUCCAAUGAGGUGGAGCAAAUGAUGGCAAGCUGUGACGUCUGUGGUUGUUACCGUCACCAGCAGCGAAAGAAACCUCUGAUUUAUACACCUUUACCACAGUUGCUGUGGAAUCGGGUGGCGGCGGAUCUCUUUAAACUGCAGGACGACAAAUAUUUGUUAGUAGUCGACUACUACUCACGUUUUCUGGAAGUCAGAAAACUGUCAAGUAUGCAGGCCGUAAAUGUCAUUCAGGCCUUUAAAGGAAUUUUCUCUUCUCAUAAAAUUCCAAUAGAAUUUUUUAGCGAUAAUGGCCCCCGGUUCGUCGGUGCCGAGUUUCAGAAAUUUGCUAAGGCGUACGGAUUUCAACACAGAACGCCAUCGCCUUUACACCCCAAGGUAAUGGAUUAG